Serpula lacrymans var. lacrymans S7.9 is the source of this 654-nucleotide messenger RNA. RefSeq lists its product as uncharacterized. The transcript has 6 exons. Gene Ontology annotation, molecular function: DNA binding; protein heterodimerization activity; structural constituent of chromatin. Gene Ontology annotation, cellular component: nucleosome. Gene Ontology annotation, biological process: nucleosome assembly. Bases 147 to 572 code for a protein of 141 amino acids. The record is from RefSeq and is a predicted model, not a curated record. Lineage: Eukaryota; Fungi; Basidiomycota; Agaricomycetes; Boletales; Serpulaceae.
GAAAUGUCUGUUUAUCCUUCAUAAAGCUCGACACCUACCGAUGACACAUAUCCCUCGUUCGUCUUUAACCUUGACCUUCCUGCGCUACCCAUCAAGGUCUAGUAUUCAUAACACUCUGUAUCUUGUAGAACCUUUGUAACUUGUCCAUGGCACCAAAACCUGCUUCCACCGCCGGAAAGGCUCCAGCUUCUACUGCCUCCAAAGUACCAGCUAAAACGGAGGCCUCCAAAAAGACAGCCAGUAAAUCCCAGCCUGCAGAUGGCGAAAAGAAAAAGCGUCGCAAGGCGCGAAAAGAGACAUACAGUUCAUACAUCUAUAAAGUUCUGAAACAGGUACACCCUGAUACUGGUAUUUCUAACAAGGCUAUGGCGAUUCUGAAUUCAUUCGUCAAUGAUAUCUUUGAGCGUAUUGCCACAGAAGCCUCGAAACUUGCAGCUUAUUCGAAGAAAUCCACCAUCUCAUCGCGUGAAAUACAAACUAGUGUCAGGCUUAUAUUGCCUGGAGAGUUGGCUAAGCAUGCAAUCUCUGAGGGGACGAAAUCGGUUACCAAGUUUUCUGCUGGUGCAAAGUAAUAUAUGUAAAUUAUAUAAGCACUUAUAUCAUUCAUACAAUACUACAGUAAAAUUAUCAAUAAUUUGUUGUGUGUUAUGCUGU